Molecule: messenger RNA, 1173 nt
Organism: Pneumocystis murina B123
Lineage: Eukaryota; Fungi; Ascomycota; Pneumocystomycetes; Pneumocystales; Pneumocystaceae
Exons: 6
Coding region: 1-1074 (357 amino acids)
Biological process (GO): actin filament polymerization
Cellular component (GO): actin filament; cytoplasm
Molecular function (GO): actin binding; microtubule binding
Source: RefSeq, a predicted model, not a curated record
AUGAGCUCGCAGCUUGCAAAACCUAUUUCUCAUAACUCAUUUUCAAAUAAAAAUGAAAAAUCAUUAAUAGAUAACCAAAAUAUGGAUGCUCUUUUGAUUCAGAUUCAAAAAGGUAAAGUACUUAAAAAGACGAUAACAAACGAUAGAAGCGCGCCUAUUAUAAAAAAAGUUGUUUCAUAUGAAAUAUCAAAUAGAGUAGCAUCAACGAUGUCAAACUCAUCUAAAUCUUCAUCCAAUCACUCAGAACCUCCAUCUUUUGUUCAAAAGCUACCGGAGUUGUUUCAAGAUGGUGCACCGAAGUUAAAGCAUCGAGAAGGAGGUGUCAAUACAGGAGCUAUACAUAUUGAAAAUGCAGCUAAUUCAAAAAACAUGCAAUCUUCUUCUAAAAGGGAAUCAAAUGCUGUUCAAACUUCCUUAUUAAGAAACAAUAGUACUUCCUCUAGAUCUGUAUCUGAUUCACAAAAAACAACAUAUAAGAAAACAUCAUCUACUGUUUUAACACGACCUAUUUGCCUUCCACCUCCUAUUCCAAGAACUAUUUCUAUGUCAGUAUCAAAAAAGACCGAUGUUCAGGGUUCUUCAAUAAUACCACCGUUAGCGCCACCGCCUCCUCCACCUCCACCUCCGCCUCCGCCUCCUCCACCAACACGCAAUGUUUCAUUAUCGACUCCAUCGACUGCUCCUCCGCCUCCACCAAUUCCAUCAUCUAUUGCAGUGAACAAAACAAGUACGAGGCCACCACCUCCACCACCUCCACCACCUCCACCACCCCACUUAUCAUCAUCAAUGGCAGCAAAUACUUCAAAAGAAACAUAUAUCUAUCGAUCAUCUUCAGUGUUAUCUUCUCAGGGCUCUCUUUCAAGACAAAAUAAGUCUUAUGUGUCUUUGAAUUUUAAUAAACUUUAUACAGGACCUGGUAUUAAGCCAAGUAAUAUAAAUAUUAUGAUUGAUGAUUCUCGUUGGAGAUUUAAAGAUGAAGACGAAUUUCCAGCACCACGCACUUUUUCUGGUGAACAAAAAAUAUUUAGAAGUGGAAGACAAGGUGGAAGCACAGUACCUCUAAACCUAGAUUGAUAUAAACAUAUUCAUUUUUUAUUUUCUUUCAAACUUUGAAAUUUCAUUGUAACAUUUCUUAAUUUUGUAAAUACAUAUAUAUUGAUUUUCAAGCACAAA